AUGCGCUUUACAACACUUUUGGUCAUCUUUGCCAUCACAUCCACUCGGGCCGUAGCAUCACCAUUGCCUGACGCUUCUUCCAUCACACCAUCUUCGGUUGUUCGCUUACCUCUUUUACGCCGACAACAUCCUCAUGGUUCAAGUCGUCGUAAACGUGAUGGUUCAUUUUCUGCACAACUCUACAAUGACCAAGGUUCAGAAUAUCUUAUCCAAGUAGCCAUUGGCACUCCCCCACAAAAUUUUACAGUGACAUUGGAUACUGGCAGCGGGGAUCUUUGGGUGCCAUCUAGUGCAUGUCCGACAAGCCAAUGUCCUUAUUCACGCUUUGACGAGUCCGCUUCCUCCACAUUCAAAAACACACAAAGCGCGUUCAACAUCGUCUAUGGUAUUGGCAGCGUGAAUGGGACCUAUGCAACCGAUACAGUGACAAUAGGCGGUGUCAGCGUCCAAAAUCAGCAAUUUGGUUUGGGAACCAGCACAAGCGAUAUCUUGACAAACCCAACUGUGGUGGGUGGCAGCGAUAGCAGCAGCCCUUCCAAUAAUGAUAACCAAGGCACUCCUAUUGCCAAUGGCAUCCUUGGACUUGGCUAUCCAACAUUGACAGCAUCAGCCAACAAAUUGGGCACUACCUACAACCCUUUCGUAUUCAACUUGGUGGAACAAAACUUGAUCCAACAGCAUUUGUUUUCAGUAUACAUGAACAGCGCUUCAGCGGAUGGAUGGGCUGGCGAGGUGAUCUUUGGUGGGAUUGACAGCAGCAAGUACACUGGCAAUAUUACCUACAUCCCUGUUGCACAGAUCAGCACAUCUUCUAUUCCCCUAAAGAAACGAGCUGGCAACAACAACAAUUACUAUUAUUGGAUGGUGCAUGGACAAGGGAUCCAAGUCUCUAGCAACGACAAUCAUUCAUCGGCACAAAUCAGCUUAUCAGGUGACUCGGCGGCCUUCGUUAUUGAUACAGGUACCACCUUGACGUAUUUCCCAAACGACAUGGCAGACAAUAUAGCAUCAGCUUUGGUGGGACGUGGCAAUUAUGCACUCGAUUCUUCUUCGCAAACCUAUAUUGUGGAAUGCAAAAAGGCAGCACAACAAGGCACUACGCUCGAGAUCCAAAUGUCAGAUUCUAGCAGUGCUUCCAAUAACCCACUUACCAUCACCGUCCCCGUGUCACAGCUGGUGAUCCCACUCGAUACCAAUUCAAUUGAUACAGCCAUGAGUUGUAUGUUGGGAGGCACAGUGAAUGGUGUAGGAACAACGUCAGCGGCGGCUCCAUCAUCAUCAUCAUCGCCAUUACUAUCAUCAACAACUGUACUCAUCGCCACCACUCUCAUUGGAUACACGAUUGCAUGGUUAUAA
Molecule: messenger RNA, 1356 nt
Organism: Lichtheimia ornata
Lineage: Eukaryota; Fungi; Mucoromycota; Mucoromycetes; Mucorales; Lichtheimiaceae
Exons: 3
Coding region: 1-1356 (451 amino acids)
Biological process (GO): proteolysis
Molecular function (GO): aspartic-type endopeptidase activity
Source: RefSeq, a predicted model, not a curated record